AAAAACUAACAUAAUACACCUCCUAAGACAACCUUUUAGAAAACAAAACUCCCUAUAAUCAUCCUCUCAACUUUCUCCUCUACUCAGUGCAUACAUAAACUCCGUUAGAAGACUAGCCAAUAGCCAUGGAUCCCGACCUUUACGACAGCGACGACGUCCAGGACUACUACGAUGAUGACGAUGAUGAUGAUGAUCAUGAAUAUGAAGAAGACGACGAUUAUGAUGAUGUUGUUUGUCACUCUACUUCCAACUCAAAGAAUGUCUAUACAGUCUUGAAGGAGGCUGACAUACGGAAACGCCAAGAAGAAGAUAUCUUACAUGUUUCUGGUACUUUAUCUGUACCAGAAGUUACAGCUAGCAAACUACUUUACCAUUAUAAGUGGAACGUUUCUCAGCUCCAUGACGAGUGGUUUGCUGAUGAAGGAGAAGUUCGGGACAGAGUCGGAUUACCGAGCUUUCGUGUAGAGUUAUCAGCCACCAAUGAAGGGGCUACUUGUGGAAUCUGUUUUGAUAUACUUCCCCUUGCAGAUUUCUAUCCAAUGAUUUGUGGUCAUCUAUACUGUAAAACAUGUUGGAAAGGCUACAUGAAGACAGCAAUUCAAGAUGGGCCUGGAUGUUUGUCGUUAAGGUGUCCGAAACCUUCUUGUCGUGUGGCUGUUUGUUGCGACAUGAUCGAAGAGCUGGCAACGGAGGAAGAGAGGAAGAAAUAUUCGUAUUUUUUUAUGAGGUCGUAUGUGGAGGAGAGCAAGAAGAUGAAGUGGUGUCCUGCACCCGGGUGUGAGAAUGCAGUGGAACUAGAAGUGGGAGACGAGAUCUUUGAUGUUACUUGUCUUUGUUCAGCUACCUUUUGUUGGAAUUGUGGAGAGGAUGCUCAUCGUCCUGUAGAUUGCGAAACUGUGUCCAAGUGGGUGUUGAAAAACAGCAGCGAGUCUGAGAACACAGAAUGGAUCCUUGCUAACUCAAAGAUUUGUCCCAAGUGCAAGCGCAACAUUGAGAAGAACCAUGGGUGUAUGCAUAUGAAGUGCACUGCGCCCUGCAAGUUCGAGUUCUGCUGGCUUUGUCUCGGGGACUGGAAGGAACAUGAUCAGAAAACCGGGGGUUUCUAUGCUUGCAACAGAUAUGAGUCCGAGAAAGCCAAAGGAGUAUAUGAUGAAGAAGAAAAGAUCAGAGAAAGGGCAAAGAACUCUUUAAGCAAAUAUACACACUAUUAUGAAAGGUGGGCAUCCAAUCAGAAAUCAAGGAGAAAAGCCAUUGAAGUUUUGCAUGAAGUUCAAACUGUUACACUAGGGAAGCUUAGCAACAAGACUAAGGAAACAGAGACACAGCUAAAUUUCAUCACAGAUGCUUGGAGACAGAUAAUAGAAUGUCGACGAGUAUUACAAUGGACAUAUGCCUACGGUCAUUAUCUACCUGAGGACGAACAUGUCAAGAAACAACUUUUCGAGUACACGCAAGGAGAGGCUGAGGCUGGUCUUGAAAGACUGCAUAAAUGCGCAGAAAAGGAACUUGAUGUUUUUCUUGAAGGUGAUGCUGAUGAAUGGGUAGACGAAGAAGAGUUCAAUAAAUACCAUCAGAAGCUAGUUAAUUUAACUGCUGUGACUCAAUCUUACUUUACUAAUUUGGUUACGUCGAUGGAAACUGAGAAACUGUAG
Messenger RNA from Beta vulgaris subsp. vulgaris (sugar beet), 1652 nucleotides. RefSeq names its product probable E3 ubiquitin-protein ligase ARI5. Gene Ontology annotation, cellular component: cytoplasm; ubiquitin ligase complex. Gene Ontology annotation, biological process: ubiquitin-dependent protein catabolic process; positive regulation of proteasomal ubiquitin-dependent protein catabolic process; protein polyubiquitination. NCBI's taxonomy places the organism in Eukaryota, Viridiplantae, Streptophyta, Magnoliopsida, Caryophyllales, Amaranthaceae. The transcript has a single exon. The record is from RefSeq and is a predicted model, not a curated record. Bases 126 to 1652 code for a protein of 508 amino acids. Gene Ontology annotation, molecular function: zinc ion binding; nucleic acid binding; ubiquitin protein ligase activity.